Molecule: messenger RNA, 1288 nt
Organism: Ceratotherium simum simum (southern white rhinoceros)
Lineage: Eukaryota; Metazoa; Chordata; Mammalia; Perissodactyla; Rhinocerotidae
Product: BPI fold-containing family B member 4-like
Molecular function (GO): lipid binding
Source: RefSeq, a predicted model, not a curated record
AUGCUGCUGCUUUGGGGGUCACUGCUGUGCUGGGCGCUGCUGUCCCAGGCUCGAGGGGAGGCCCAGCACCUGCUCUUCCUGCGGGUCAGCAAGGACCAGCUGGAGACAGACAUUUCAGACCUGUUCUCGGAACACCGCAUCCUGGACCGCGUGACCAGGAUUCCUGUGACGGGGGCCGCGGGUGAGGGCGUCCCCAUCCUGGAGCACCUGCCCUUCGUGAGAGAACGCCUCUCCAAGAAGAGCAGUGGGCUUGACCUGUCGCUGGUCGGGGACUUGCUCUCGGGGAGGAGCCUCCCACUGAUCGGGCAGCUGCUCCAGGCGGGCGGGUUGGUCAUAGAAGAUGCCAAAGGACCUGAGGUCACCCUGCAGAUCCUAAGCGACAGCCUGCUGCAGGUCACACUGAAGAGCAAACUGUACCUCUCACUCCACAGGAUCCUGCGGCUCAAAGUCAUCAUGAACAUCCGCAUCGGGGUACGGCUGGAACAGACAGGGACCAAGACCCGCGUGGCCUUUGAGGAGUGCCACACCCCCCCGGGAUACCUGAGCAUCGAGGUUCUGGAGCAGAUGAACCCCUUCCUGGUGAACGAAGCUCUAAAGUUGGUGACGGGUGUCCUGGACGAGAAGCUGCCCUUCCUCCUGCAGAAGAUACUGUGCCCCGCGGCCACAACCCUGCUCAGCUCACUGCUGGAAGACCUGCUGUCCGUCGCUCUGCCCCCGACCAUCUCGGGUCCAGAAGACUUCCAGUACCACGUCACCAGCACGCAGCUCACGGAGGAGGCCAUCCUGAUGGAAGUCCAGCUCGUGACCCCCUGCGGCCCAGGCCAGAGGGCCCCAAGGCCUGACCACCUGGCCCCGCAGCCCCUCCCACAAUUAGCCCAGGGCAGCAUGGCGGACCUGGCCUUUUGGCUGGAAGCAUACAAUGACAUCCUGUCCUGCCUCUACACCGGCAAGGAGAUCCACGUGGACCCCCAGGACUCCACGGCUGCCGACCUCAUUCAGCUGUUGUCGCUGCGAGAGCCGCAGCCCGGGCCCCAGACUUCUAGUCAGCCCAGAGGGAGUGUGGGCCUGACCAUCAGCGCCCCUGACCCCCCUACCGUCCGCCUGGACGGCUGCACAGCCACGGUCAUCCAGCCAGGCUCGUUGGUGCUGCGGGGGCCCAGCAACACGUCCUCUGUCUCGGUUUCCUGGAAACUCCUUUCAAAGGCUGCGUUUUCCUCGAGAAAUCAGGAAUUAAAACUCCAGUUCACUCCAAACAGGUGAUUUUUUUUGGUUUUUGAUGUUGAGAAAA